Elaeis guineensis (African oil palm) is the source of this 4264-nucleotide messenger RNA. RefSeq lists its product as uncharacterized. Gene Ontology annotation, molecular function: protein-folding chaperone binding. The record is from RefSeq and is a predicted model, not a curated record. NCBI's taxonomy places the organism in Eukaryota, Viridiplantae, Streptophyta, Magnoliopsida, Arecales, Arecaceae. Gene Ontology annotation, cellular component: plasmodesma. Gene Ontology annotation, biological process: protein folding.
GGGACCCGAGAAACGUCCAGAACGACGCCGAAGGCCCGCGCCCACGUCGUGAAAGCUCUGGAAGGCGCCAGCCAGGUCGUUGGCCGUUGGGGACUUCGGAAUAAAUAGCGAUGGAGAAGCCCCUUCAGUUACCCCUCAGAGAAGAUCGCGAAGCUUCAAAGCGUAAGCAGAGAGGUAGAGAGAAACAAAAGGAGAGAAAGCAAAAGGGUUGGCGGAUUGCAUCGCACCGUUGCUAGUCAUUUGGUUCGUGGAUCGCUCGGAAGGUUAUAAGCAAUCAAAAAUCCACCUCAUCUGAUUGACAGUAUUAUUAAUCACUUGCCCUUACCCUGUGAGGAAGGGUAGAAACAUCCACAGGUUCUCACUGCCACAGACCCUGUCCUAUAAGGUUAAGCUUUAUUAUUAUUACAGACUCUUAAAUAAUGUUUCCUGCUUACAAAUAUAUGGACCCAUACCCUCAGACUUUGCCUCACCACAGAGACGCUUACCACGUUCCAUAUCCUUGUCGCCACUAUCCGAAUUGGGAGGCUGUACCCCCUCAAAUGAGAGUAGAUUCAUCUAAAUCUCCCUCUUUUGGACCCUGGCCUUACAAUGGCAGCACCAGCCACUCAAAUCCAACUGAAUGUCAUGGCUGCUGCAACUAUAGCUACUCUCCAGGAUAUUAUAGUUUCAGACCUCCAUACCCUCACAUUCAGCCACCUCCUCAAUGUUACUAUCAUGGACCAUAUCCACUUUAUCCUGAUGCCCACCCACCCUAUUUCGUGCCACCUCCUCAUUAUUCGUUUGAUCAUGCUCAUUACGAUUAUGACAAGGCUAAAAAUCACUGCUGUGGAUGUCCAAAUCAUAAGUGCCAUUGGGGUGAGAAUACUGGUGUGAAGAUUGAAGAACAAAAGCUGGAAUCAGAGCCAAAGCCACAGGAGAGUGACUCCAGCUUGAUUAAAUUGCCAAACUCCCCUUAUCCUGUAGCGUGGGUUCCCAAUAAUUAUUCAAAGGAGAAAGACACAAGCCAAAAUUCUGAAUCACAACCUGGACUUUGGAAUGAAUGGAUCCCUCUAGACAUUAACAACCUCAAGGGUCUGAGGCACGAUGGAGAUGACAAAAAGCUCUCACAGAAUGAAGAGAAAAAGAGUCAGUGUCCCUGGCCAAUUUUCUGGAUGCCUGGUUAUAACAAACCAGAGCAGGUUGUGAAUGAUCUGAAGGAGUUCGGUACCAGUCCAAAAGUUUCAGAAGAAAUGCCAAAAGUUAAGAUUAUCCCACUGAAAUUUCUAGAGAAUGAGAAUCGUGUGGAGAAACUAGGAGUAGCAGAGGAUGAGCUUGCAACUCGAGCACGUCGAGAACCAGUAAGUGAAAAGGAAAUGAAAACUAAAACCAUUCCAGUUAGGCAAAUGGAGGAAAGCAGUGAAAAUGAGAAGCAAAAUGAAAAGAAUGACAAAAAGAAGUCUAGUAUCUCUAAAAAACAAAAGGAAGAGAAUGGAGUGAACAAGCCUUCUGAUGGCAAACAAUCAUCAACUGUCAAGUCAUCAAAGCUGCCUCCUGUAUGUUUAAGAGUUGACCCAUUGCCAAGGAGGAAGAAUGGAAAUGGCACAUUCCGAUCUCCUAGUCCACCUGGCCUUAAAGAGAAAGAGAAAAUUCAUCAGGAUAACAAAGAACAAGGUUCAACUCAGAAAGAGAUCAAGGAGGAAAUUCCUGAGAAAGAAAUUCGGGUUGUUGAUGUUAAGGAUAAGUCAUUAAAUGAAGUAGAAAAACAAGAGCAGGGUAGCCAAGAUGUGGUGCCAACCAUUUUGAUAAAAAAUGAUCUGCAGAAAGCUAUUACAGAGAAAUCUAAUGAAGUUUGUGAGCAGAGGAUUAAAGAUGGUUGGGGUGGUGGUGAAGCUUCAGAUAGUAUUGGAGUAGAAAUAAAGGACUCUGACAAUGGGAUAUCUGAUGACCAGGAAAAGAAGAUUGAGGAGAGUAGAGGAAUGGAGGUUGCAGAAAUGAAAAAGGCGGAUGCAAGGAAAGAAAGAAGGAAUUUAUUAGAAUCAGAUGCAGCAAUUCUUAUUCAGUCUGCAUAUAGAGGGUUUGAAGUGAGAAGAUGGAAACCUUUGGAGAAACUUAGGAAGAUAGCUCAAAUUCAUGAACAGGUGGAGGAUAUCAAAAAACAAAUUCAAAGUUUUGAAACCUCUUCAAAAGGGCAAGAUAUGAAGCAAAAGGUGGUCAUAAGUGAGACUAUAAUGAAUCUGCUUUUGCAGCUGGAUACCAUCCAGGGCUUGCACCAAAGUGUAAGAGAGGUCAGGAAAUCUGUUGCGAGAGAGCUCAUUUGCCUACAAGAGAAGCUUGAUUCUCUAAGCAGUCAUGCCACUGUAGAGCAUGAAUCAUCUGAGAUUGAAGAAAGUACUAUCAGCAAAGCUUUUGAUCAUCAAGCUACUUGUCUUGAAAGUUCAGCUGCAGCGGCUGAAGCAUCGUCUGAGCAGGCUUAUGAACAACUAUGUGAUCAGAACUGCACCAUAGAUUUCACAUCUAGAGAAAAAAUGCAAGAGGCUGAGGUAGAGAAAAAGAAAGACACACUAUUAGUAACAGAAAAUCAAGAGCUAGAAUCUGUAUCAGGAGAGGCUGCAGAUUUGUUGAACAAAGAAAUGACCUCUUGUGUGAAUGGAGAGCAUAAAGAAGCACCUAUGCAGGGAGAGGAACAACCUGUUUCUGAAGCUGUGGCAUUGGAAGAUUCAAAAUUGUUCAUUGAAGAGCCUUCCCUUAAGCUAGAAGAAUGUUCGGCAUCUUUGGCAUCUAGUGUCAAGGAGGUUCUCAAGGCACCUUCUGCUGCUAAAGCUGAAGCCACCAAGUUGGAUGUGGAAGAGCAUUUAGAGACACAAAGGCCUAACUGUCAAGAUUUUGAAUCAGUGAAGAAAGAGAUGUGUGAUUAUGGAGCUCAUCCAAACACACAGGUGAAUCUAGAAAUGGAGAAGGGUUUGAUGGAAUCAUUGGAGAGAUGCGAUGCUAAGAAAGCUACUGAAAUCAAAGUUGAAGAGCAUGAAGCUGUUUCCAAUGCAUUAAAGUUUCAAGAACCUCUGCCAGAAAAGGAUGAACCUAACUCUGAGAAUGAGGCACCUAUUACGGGGAGCAUUGAAGAUGACAGCAAAGAAAAGGAUCUCCAAAUGUUGUCAUUGCCAGAAGAAAGUGAUUUUAUGGGGAAGACUGUAGGAGACGUGCCUGCUGACACCAUGGAAGUUCUAAACACAGCACAUGUCACUAAUGCAGUAAACUUUGUGGAAACCAUGCCAGGAGUUGGUGAAUUUAGCUCUGAGGACAAGGCAUCCAUCACUUAUGUCAGCGAAGCCGGAACUAAAAAGGAGCCUCGAAUGUUACCAGUGGAAAAAGAAAAUAAUUUUGCAGAGGAGGCAUCCGGAGAUGCAGCUGCUGAUACUAUAAACAUUGAAGUCGCAUCUGCAACAGCUGUUACUACUGGGGCUUCUGAAGAGAGUAUUGAUGUUGGAAGUAUGAUAGAGAAGAACUUAGAUAUGCAAGCGACAAUAGUUGGCAUCAUGUCACAGGACCAAAUUACCGUGCAGGGCAGAUCUCCUGAGUCUGGCAUAGAGAAUAGAACCAACUCAAGGGCUGCUGAUGAGGUCAUUGAACAUAAAGAGAUGUCUUUAGCAUCUAAAACUUGCCUAGAAGCAACUAUGGAUAAAGAUGCACCUUCAUCCUUGAAGGAAAUUCAUCAUAAAGAGUCCUCUCAUGUGCCAAUUGUAGAAGCAGUUACUAAUGAAGCAAGUACUCCAGUUCCAGAAGAAGAGGGAAUUGCUGCUGCUCAACCUAAAGAUUCCAUUCCAAUAGCUGGACCAGUUUCGAUUAUGAAUUUGAGCAUGGAGGACAAGUUGGUGAAAGAAAAUGAGAAGCUAAGGGAGAUGUUAGAGAAAUUGCUUCUUAUGGGAAAAGAGCACAUGGGAGUUAUUUCCGAUCUUAAUGGGAGAAUCGAGGAUCUAGAGAAGAAGUUGGCACGUAAGAAGAAGAAGAUGGUGAAGGUUAGACGACACAAACCAGCCAAGACUUCUUGUUGUAAAGUUGCAUGCUGAAACAUCAUGUGGAGAAUGAUGGAGAAGGCUAUAACUAUGCAUGAUUAUUUCUGUCCUGUGAUAUGAUUCUGUCUGUCUGUUUUGUAACAAAUAAAAGAGUUUCAAUGUAAGACAGUUUCUUUUGUGCCUUAAGAUUUUUCUCUGCAUUUUGAGUUUAUAUUUUCAUACUACUUGGAAUAAAAAUGAUCUCUUGCACCAAUUUUGGAUGUGACAUGAGAUUU